Molecule: messenger RNA, 1724 nt
Organism: Papaver somniferum (opium poppy)
Lineage: Eukaryota; Viridiplantae; Streptophyta; Magnoliopsida; Ranunculales; Papaveraceae
Product: protein arginine methyltransferase NDUFAF7 homolog, mitochondrial-like
Exons: 14
Coding region: 208-1575 (455 amino acids)
Cellular component (GO): mitochondrion
Molecular function (GO): protein-arginine omega-N symmetric methyltransferase activity
Source: RefSeq, a predicted model, not a curated record
UCAUUGGAUGUAAGCUUCCAUAAGCUCUGUCCUGCCUUAGCCACAAGGCAUAAGGUCAAGGUUAAGGUUGUCAAAUACCCACCAUCUCUUUAGAGUUUAGACCAAUUCUCCUUUUGAACUCUUCAUUUUUCCCCUGCUACUGAAAGGAUCAUCGACUAUUGCCAAGAUCAAGACCUCUUCACUGAGAGUGAAAGAAGCAAUACGACGAUGUCAUUUCAAAUUCACUCCAUCAGGAAACUUCCUUUCUUCUUCUUCUUCUUCACUUCAAGAUCGUCGCCUAAAGUUAGUUCGAGGAUUUCUCCAUCUUCUUCAGCUUUCUUCUCUACCAGCAUUGUUGGAGCAGAAGACCCUAUUCUUGUUAGAGAUUAUAUUCAUUCAGCUCUCUACGAUCCAAACUAUGGGUAUUUCUCUAAAAGAUCGGGUUCUGUUGGAAUGCUCGAAACAAGCAUCAAAUUCAAUAAACUUGAAGGCAGGAGGGCUUACUUGCGGCACUUGGAUAAGAUUUACAAGCAGAGUGAUAUAUCAUGGUUUACUCCAGUGGAGCUCUUUAAGCCCUGGUAUGCUCAUGGAAUUGCUGAAGCCAUUAUGAGAACGGCUAAUCUUUCAGUUCCACUAAAAAUAUAUGAAAUCGGAGGUGGAUCAGGAAGCUGUGCAAAGAACAUAAUGGAUUACAUUAUGCUGAAUGCCCCGUCAAGAGUUUAUAAUAGCAUGACAUACAUCUCAGUAGAAAUUAGUUCUUCAUUGGCCAAGAAGCAACUAGAAACUGUUGGGGAGGUUCGUAGUCACUUAUCAAAGUAUCGAGUUGAAUGUCGUGAUGCUGCAGACCGAAGUGGAUGGGGGGAUGCGGACCUGCAGCCUUGUUGGGUGAUAAUGCUUGAGGUGCUUGAUAAUCUUCCUCACGAUCUUGUAUAUUCGGAAAAUCAAGUUUCGCCAUGGCAGGAAGUAUGGCUCCAGAAGCAACGAGACAGCUCGAAUAUCUCUGAGAUCUAUAAGCCACUACAAGAUCAACUGAUCAAGAGUUGUAUUGAUAUAAUUGAUCUGGAGAAGGACCACACUACUGGGGGAUCCAGAGGGAUCACAGCAGCAAGAAAUAUUUGGUCUAAAGCUUUCCCAAAACCCCGAAGAUCUUGGUUGCCAACUGGCUGUAUGCAACUUUUAGAGGUUUUGCAUGGGGCACUACCGAAGAUGUCUUUGAUUGCUUCUGAUUUCAGUUACCUUCCUGAUGUCAGAAUACCUGGCGAAAGAGCUCCUUUGGUUUCUACCAAGAAAGACGGUAGCAGUACGGAUUAUAACAGCUAUUUAGAUGCAAAGGGUGAUGCUGACAUCUUUUUCCCAACGGAUUUCUGGCUUUUGGAACGGAUGGACCAUUAUUGUUCUGGCUGGAAGCCUGAUGUAAAAGAUCAAGCCUCUAAGAAAGGAAAGAAAAGAAGAACAAUCACUCUUGGUACAGAUCAAUUUAUGGAGGAAUUCGGCCUCCCCACAAAGACAAGGACCAAAGAUGGAUAUAACCCACUUCUAGACGAUUUCACUAAUACCAAGUUUUAUAUCAGUGUGCCAACACACAAUACAAAAUGAAGUCCUGCCUUUCCUACUGGAAAUUUUUGGAUCACAAAGCCAGAAUUUAUAUUUACCUUUUAAUAAAAAUAUUUUUCAUUUAACACACAAGUUUCCACUUUCCAUAAAAUAACAAAUAGUUAGUCUCUUUUUUUAUUCUUUAUCGUUCA